Dothidotthia symphoricarpi CBS 119687 is the source of this 1536-nucleotide messenger RNA. Its product is annotated as cytochrome P450. The record is from RefSeq and is a predicted model, not a curated record. Bases 1 to 1536 code for a protein of 511 amino acids. Lineage: Eukaryota; Fungi; Ascomycota; Dothideomycetes; Pleosporales; Dothidotthiaceae. The transcript has 2 exons. Gene Ontology annotation, molecular function: iron ion binding; monooxygenase activity; oxidoreductase activity, acting on paired donors, with incorporation or reduction of molecular oxygen.
AUGGCUUUACUUGACCUAACAAGCCGAGUGUCGACGUCGCCGACGAUGCUCAUUCUCGUUGCGUCUGUCGUCCUUUUCGCCAGCUACGUCCUUGGGCACACGUUGCUCUUUCGCCGACUCCCCCCCAAUGCGCCUUCCGUAGUCAGCGACAACUAUCCCAUCACGGGACCUCUGGGUUUCUGGACGGAGCGCUGGAGUUGGUUCAAGAAGCGACGCGAUCAAGCCAAGACGGGAAAUUUCUCGUUCCAUGCGGGUGCGCACACUGUUAUCGCCAUGUCCGGGGAUAAGAGCCGCCAGGUGUACUUUGAGUCGCGCGAGCUAGGUCUUUCUGAGGGUUAUAGCGUCUUGUUCGGGCAGGCGCCUCCGCCGCCGGCACAGGCUGAGGGCAAGGGCGAGGAUGAGGAUUUUUCGAUGGACAAGCACUUCAGUCGCCGUCUCGCGCAUCUAUUGAAAAACGACCAAUUCCGUCGCAAGCUGCCUGCUCUCAUCUCCGAUGUGCAAGAGGCCAUUGACGCCAUCAAGUCCGAGCCAAAUGGCAUCACCGAUCCCUUCGAGAGCAUCUAUCGCAUUGUCUUUCGUCUCACGAUCCGCGUCGUGGGUGCUGAUGAGAUCGCCGACGACGCCAAAGUGUUGGAGGACACUCUGAAGCACUUCGAAUCGAUAGAUAGCAGCGGUUCAGCGACUUCGGUCAUGUUCCCCAAGCUGCCAUCCCCUGCCGUCUUGAAGCGCACGUACGCCGGCCUCCAGAUAUACACGAUGAUCGAGAGUAUUGUCAAAAAGCGGGCUGCGAGCGGUGAGAAGCAUGACGAUGCGCUGCAGUACAUGCUGGAUCAGGGCGACAAGACCUAUGCGAUUGUGGAGUUCAUUGUAGGUGCGUUGUUCGCAGGUUUGCUGAACAGUGGCAUCAAUGCGGCGUGGAUCAUGUGUUAUCUUGCGACCUCGUCUGAGUGGCUCGCCAAAGCCCGCGACGAAGUCCGCGACACCGCCGCGAAAUACGCGAAAGAUCCUACUGCACCCUUACGUUAUCAACUGAAUGAUGUUCCUUUAGAAGCAUGGGAGGCUGAAUUUCCCGUCAUUGAUUUGUGCUUGCGCGAGUCGAUCCGCCUCAAUCUACUAGGCGCGACGUUCAGGAAGAACUUGAGUGGGAGGGCCAUUCCCACUGGUACCGGCGAUGAGGUGAUCCCUCCUGGAGCUUUCGUUGCAUAUGCUAUUGCCGAUGCGCACCUCGAUCCUGAAAUUUACCCGGACCCAGAAAAGUGGGAUCCUGCUAGGUACCUGCCAGACCGUGCUGAGGACAAGAAGAAGCCCCACGCCUUCCUAGGAUGGGGAGUUGGGAGGCACCCGUGUUUGGGCAUGCGGUUCGCCAAACUGGAACAAAACAUCAUCACGGCCUACUUUUUGGCCUCGUUCGACUUCAGCCUCGAAGACAGAAGUGGCAACAAGCUCACCGCUCCGCCCAAGCUCGACACUAAUGGUCACUCUGCGCAGAAACCGAAGAACGGCCCCCUCAUCAGAUUGUCACCAAGCGAGAAAUAG